UUGUUCUUUCCCCUCAGCCCUGGCAGCAGAGAAGGAUGGCACUCCUGUUUUUAAGUUCCCCCGGUGGAGAGCUAAAGGCAAGCCUAUCCAGGAAGUAGUUGCAGCCUACAAAUCUGUUGGAGCAGAGCUCAAUGUCCUUCCAUUCUGCACGCAGUUCAUCCCCAUGGAUGUUAUUGACUGCCCCAAGCAUGGCUCAAUAAUUUACCACCCAUCCAUCCUACCACGCCACCGAGGAGCUUCUGCAAUCAACUGGACUUUAAUUCAAGGAGAUAAGAAAGCAGGGUUUACUAUUUUCUGGGCUGAUGAUGGUCUUGACACUGGACCAAUUCUUCUGCAGCGAGAAUGUGAUGUAGGCCAAAAUGAUACUGUGGAUGACCUGUAUAACCGGUUUCUCUUUCCAGAAGGAGUAAAGGCCAUGGUGGAGGCUGUACAUCUAAUUGCUGAUGGUAAAGCUCCUCGGAUACCUCAGCCUGAAGAAGGGGCAACAUACGAAGGGAUCCAGAAGAAAGAAAAUGCAGAGAUCUCCUGGGACCAACCUGCAGCAGCUUUGCACAAUUGGAUCCGAGGUCAUGAUAAAGUACCUGGAGCAUGGGCGAAAAUAGGUGACCAG
Tinamus guttatus (white-throated tinamou) is the source of this 610-nucleotide messenger RNA. The record is from RefSeq and is a predicted model, not a curated record. Lineage: Eukaryota; Metazoa; Chordata; Aves; Tinamiformes; Tinamidae.